AUGGUCGUUGCCCAGCGCUACGGCUCCCAAUCAGCGUAUCCAUCGAACGCAUAUAUAUCAUUGCAACAAUAUCGCGGUGGAGCUUCCAUCCUAGUCGACGUUAUAAUGGAGAAGGACUCGAAUAUAAUCUCUAUUCAGUCACCCGGCCACCCAAUCAAUGUGCAUCUAGGACGGACCUCCGUCAUGCCCGCAUCCACAUACGAAGCCUGCUAUGCAUCAGUUAAACUUCGCACAAACUCCGCCAUGGAAGCUGACUUCGUCUUGAAUAUCAAUGCAACGAAGCAAGAUCUACCAUGUGCCUUUCUGGAAAAACACCCCACACUGCCAAACCAGCGAGCACUAAUGGUAUCUCUUGUCCCCAAAUUUCAAAUCCCAUCGGAUCCCUCAGAAAUCAUCUUCGUCAUCGACCGGAGUGGGAGCAUGGAAAGCAAGAUUCCCACCCUUCGAUCUGCAUUAGAGGUUUUCCUCAAGUCACUUCCAUCGGGGACCCACUUCAACAUUCUCUCCUUCGGAACUCAAUUCAGUUCGUUGUGGCAACAGAGCAAGCCCUGCAACCGGGUUAGUCUCGAGCAAGCCCUCGAGCUCACCAGGUGUAUCCAUGCGGACCACGGCGGUACGGAUAUUCUUAUAGCUCUCCACAAUGCAGUUCGGAUGAGCUACAAGGACAAAUUUCCCGAUAUUUUGCUUCUCACCGAUGGUGAGAUCUGGGAGCAAGAGGCAUGUAUCAGAUUUGUCAAUGAAACAAAGAAGACCCGAUCUGCGAGAUUUUUAACUCUCGGCAUCGGCGAUAGCGUUUCUCACGCGCUUAUUGAGGGUAUCUCGCGAGCUGGUGGUGGCUUCUCCCAAACUGUCCUUAACCUGGAAGAGCUUGACAAAAAGGUCAUUCGCAUGCUGAAAGGUGCUUUGAUGGGACGUUUAUCUAAUACUACUUUGGACUUUGAUCCACAGGAUGCUACCAGUGAGGAGUUCAUGGAGGUCGAAGUACCCAACUCUAUCGAUGGUGAUUCCGUGACUGAGAAAGAUUCCGUGACUGAGAAGGGUGACAAGCCAAUUCCUCUCUUUGACGAGAACUACGAGGAACCCGAAUCAAUCCCCAAAGUUCAACAUACACUUCCAGAACUCUCGAUUCCCAAAAUUAUGCAGGUUCCAACCGAGCUCCCGCCUCUUUUCCCCUUUAUUCGAUCAACCGUUUACCUUCUCUUCUCUGAGGAACUCGUUUCCGUCCCCCAAAAGAUCGUCCUUCGCGCCAACAGUAACAUCGGUCCUCUCGAGCUUGAGAUCCCUAUCCAGGAUGUCGGCGAGGGUCAAACUAUUCACCAGCUAGCCGCUAAAAAAGCGACGAGCGAGCUCGAAGAAGGCCGCGGAUGGAUUCACUCCGCGAAGGAUGCGGACAACGAAUUAAUUACUGUCAAAUAUGAGAGCAUGGUAGACGAUAUUGUUCAACGCGAAUGUGAAAGGCUGGGUGUUCAAUUCCAGGUCGCUGGAAAGUAUUGCUCUUUCUUGGCUGUUCACGAUAUCCAUGACGAAGAUGUGAAAUCCGAAGGAGAUUUCUUCAUGUUUCUUGACGAUGAGACGGUUCCAGCUGUCACGCCCCCUUGCCCUCCACCCUCGCACUCCUAUGGCUCUCGAUUUAUGGAGGCCCCGGUCGAUAGCUCGGCAUCCAUUCGUCAAAGUGAUGUGGGUAUUUACAUGCCUCCUGCAGCUCGUCAAGACGUUGGUCUCCAAGGGUUUCACGGCUCUCGGAGUGGUGGUUCUCGGGGUGGUUCUCGGGAUGGCCGUGACGGACUAAAUCCACCACGCACACGCCAGGCUGGACGCAGAAACAUUACCGCUGCAGCCCAUCCUAUCUACGAUUUCCACCAGCAGAAUCCACAGCCAGCAUCCAAGAUGGAUAAGUUCCACCAACUUGUCUCAAUGCAAGAUUUGGGGGGAUACUGGAAGUGGAGCGAUGGUCUCCUGCAGAUCAUUGGUUUGACUGAAGAGUACGUGAAAGUUGAACUCGAGUUGCGAAUCAAGGAGUAUCUAGACGAUAAUCUAGAGUUGGCCAGUAUGACUGGCAGUCGAAAGCAUAUCUUGAAGAAGGCUAAAUGCAGAGAUUAUGCAGCCACGGCCCUGGUUUUGCAUUACUUCGAGACCUAUCUUCACGAUUCCAAGGAGGUUUGGGAGAUGUUGAGGGCUAAAGCGGAUGACUGGAGCGAGGUCACCCUCCGUGUGAUGAACGACGAAGACGGAGAUAUUCUUAAAAAUAUCGUUGGGGCAUUUAUUAUUUCUCCGCAUCUUCGAAGGGUAAUUAAAACGAGUCGGGUUUGA
This is a messenger RNA of Penicillium waksmanii, 2310 nucleotides long. RefSeq lists its product as uncharacterized. Bases 1 to 2310 code for a protein of 769 amino acids. The record is from RefSeq and is a predicted model, not a curated record. The transcript has a single exon. NCBI's taxonomy places the organism in Eukaryota, Fungi, Ascomycota, Eurotiomycetes, Eurotiales, Aspergillaceae.